AUGCAUUCGAACGCUGUAGACUCAGAUUCAACAAUUUCAGCUCCAAGUCUCUUGCAGCCGUUGAUGAGGCGGUAAUGCAAAGCCGUUUCUUAGCUCAAUAGCAUCGCCACGAUAUUCCCAAGUUUCAAAGAGGAUAAUUUUGAUAUAUAUAUGGUGUAGAAUUUCCAAAAUGGCGACAUUCAAAAUACGCAUCAAGCAUCUAUUCUAUUGGAAUCUGAACUCAAUCAUCCUUUAACUAGGUACCCUAAUAUUGAUGUUCACGAUGGUACUUUCUAAGACUCUCACUCCGUUGCUUUUAUCGCUGGCCGCCCAAGGCACCGUAGCGGCAAUCAUCCCUCGCGAUAACAGUACGGGAAUCCAGUGGGGUCCUUGCAAACUCAACACGACUCUCCCCGUGCAAUGCGCCAAAUUGCCCGUCCCCCUCGACUAUACCGACAACUCUAGCCAGAUUCUUAACCUCGACGUCAUCAGGUACCCGGCUCAGAAACAUCCAAAGCGUGGCAGCAUCAUCCUCAACUUUGGCGGUCCGGGUCAAGAUGGUUUAAAUAGCAUGCUCGCUUAUGCAGAUUUGAUGGGGCCGACUACUGGAGGUUAUCACGAUCUCGUCAGUUGGGAUCCAAGAGGAACAGGCAGCACCCUCCGGUUCUCAUGUUGGCCGGAUGACACCACGGGAUAUUUCAACAAUCUCGGUACCAAGCUAGCCGGCGAGUCAGACACGAUGGUGGGGAAGCUCUGGGCACAGGGCCAGGUCAUAGCAAACCAAUGCUACAACCAGCUCAAAGACACCGGCGAUAAAGUCGGAAUGGCUUUCGCGGCUAGGGACAUGAUGUCCAUCGUCGACGCUCUGGACGAAGGCGGCAAGCUGAAUUACUGGGGAAUCUCGGGUGGUACAGCGAUGGGGGCGACCGUCGCCGCCAUGUUCCCCGAUCGCAUCGAGAGGAUCGUGCUCGAUGGCGUAAUGAACUCGCACCAGUACUACAACUCCUUCGGCGAGCCAGAAAUGGUCGCGUCCACAGACGCCACCUGGGAGGAAUUCAUGCGCGGAUGCGUCGCGACGCCGCAGAACUGCGCUCUAGGCCGAAACAAGACCUUCGAAAUGCUCGAGGCGGAAAUGGCGCAGCUGUUCGAAACCUUCCGCAACAACCCGCCCGUGUACCAGGAGCUAGUCGUAGUCGAGUACUCGCUCUUCGUCGGGCAAAUCUUCAACACCCUGUACCGCCCCACGGCCUGGCCCGCACUCGCCGACGCGCUCAACGACAUCCUACACGGCUCGCUCGACAGCUUCGCCGCGCUCGUCCUCGCCGGCGGCAUCCCCGCGCAAGACCAGGCCAUCCUCGGCAUCCGGUGCGGCGACAAGGGACUACGCACGGAUGAACUGUCGGAUCUGGAGCCGGAUUUCGCUGCGUACAAGCGAACGAGCAAGUGGUUCUGGGACUGGGCUUGGGGAUACUACGUCACUCCCUGCGCGCAGUGGAAGUUCCAUGCUAAGGAACGGUAUGCGGGCGAUUUCAACGUUAAGACGAGUUUUCCGAUGCUCGUUGUUGGGAACACGUGGGAUCCGGUGACGCCGAUUGUGUCGGCGAGGAAUAUGAGUGAGGGGUUUGAGGGGAGUGUGUUGUUGACGCAUAAUGGCCAUGGUCAUCUUUCUUUGACGCAGCCGUCGAACUGCACGAAUCAGUAUAUCCAGGACUACUUCCUCAAGGGCACGCUGCCUGCUCCUGGGACGGUGUGCCAGCCUAAUCUUCCUUUGUUUUCUACCGCUGCCUAAGUUGCGGGGUUAUGAUGAUGAUGGGUUACGGUAAUUUGGUGGGUUGUAUUAUAUAGGUUGACGAAAUGAGGUUUUUCUAUGUUUCGCUAUGAUAGAUUGUUGUUCAUAGAGGGGCUCAACUUGAGCUCGACUUACAUAUUCAUUGUAUAGAUAGAAUAGGGUUGGAAGAUAC
Molecule: messenger RNA, 1940 nt
Organism: Annulohypoxylon maeteangense
Lineage: Eukaryota; Fungi; Ascomycota; Sordariomycetes; Xylariales; Hypoxylaceae
Product: TAP-like protein-domain-containing protein
Exons: 6
Coding region: 254-1768 (504 amino acids)
Source: RefSeq, a predicted model, not a curated record